Molecule: messenger RNA, 4743 nt
Organism: Zychaea mexicana
Lineage: Eukaryota; Fungi; Mucoromycota; Mucoromycetes; Mucorales; Lichtheimiaceae
Product: transcription factor/nuclear export subunit protein 2-domain-containing protein
Exons: 9
Coding region: 1-4743 (1580 amino acids)
Biological process (GO): mRNA processing; mRNA export from nucleus
Cellular component (GO): THO complex part of transcription export complex
Molecular function (GO): mRNA binding
Source: RefSeq, a predicted model, not a curated record
AUGGAAAUACAAGAAGAGAUUGAUCACGCACGUUCGUUAGCUCCAAGCUACGUUCUUCUCGCAAGCAAUCCUUUGCGACGGCUAAUCUCACGGGCUACGAAUGAGGCAUAUAUUGGCAAACGCCCUGUGGACAGCUUCCUUCAGCUCAUGGGCGCCAUUAUUAAAGACGAGACCGGCGAAUUCAAAGCACACAACAUUAACGUUCGCAUGCUGUUUAUUAAUUCUCACAAAUCCAAGGACGCCAAUCUCGAAGGUUUGCUUGAAAUGAAGUCGGAAGGCGAGGCAGCAGAAAAGGUGGCUAAAAAGAAAGCCAACCUUAUUGCAAUGGUCAAGGGUGCCGUGGAUCACUCGAUUUUCACCAUUGCCGACUGUAAAAUAAACUUUUCAAGUCAACUUUUGGAAGACACCGGCUUGAUUCCAAGUAAAAGCAUGUUUGAUCGCCGUCUUGUACGAUUAAACACGUCAAUGCUCUACAAACAAAACAAAUUUAAUUUGUUUCGAGAAGACAAUGUCGGCUACACGGCGCUGGUCAACGACCUCAUUGUUGGCAGCAUCGACCUCCCGUAUGACGAAUACGGCCAAGCACCGCCUACACCACUUGAUCGUAUACCCAGUUUUCUAAAAACUGUUUCAUCCCAUAUCGGCAUCUUCCACCUCGAUCCGAAUCGUGUGCUGGAUGUCUUAUUGGACUUCUUUAUCAAGGAACUUCUCCGUAACUUUAUAUUCUGGAUCGCGCUUUUCAAAGAGUCAAAAUGGGUCGACGAAUCGAACAGCAACCGCGGUAGUCCCAUCAUGGCGCAUCUCUUAGGUUACAAGUUUGAGUACUAUCAGAAGUACGAAAUGACAAACUCUCCUCCGGAGCUCUACUAUGGAUGCGCCCUAUUGAUUAAGUGUGGCCUUGUCCAGCUCCAUGAUUUGCUGCCAUAUCUGCAUCCCUUCGUUGAUGAUAUGGAGGCCGCUAAAAAGAAAUAUAUGGACCACAUGAACAAGGAGAUCACCACGAACACGGGAGGUUUGCUUGCUCAAUUUGGCGCCCUUGGCGAGGAUGGUACAACUGAACGAACCGCGCGACCUAAGGCCAAAGAAGAAGAUAUUAACGGCGGUGAUAGCAAAACAAAAUACUCUAACAACGACGUUGUGGAGCUUACGAAGGCGCUGCUCGCAAUCGGCGACAUUCACCACGCAAUGUUGAUCUUUGAGAAAUACGAUAAGCUCAUCGAUAUGCACCCUGAAAUUGCCUAUUACGUCUACCGCUUAUGCGAUGUGAUCCUGCAGCCUGCUUUUGAGAACUACGUCCCCGAAGAAGUCCGAGAUCGCUAUACCCUUCUCGAGCAACGUGCCGAGGACUCAAGGCUUGUGAGCGAAUUUGGUGGCCGCGACAAAAUACCAAAAAUGGAACGCGUCUUGGUGACGGACUAUAUGAAGGAUGGCACCCAUGAUACUUGCAAGAAGCAGCGCUUCUGCUUUUUUUAUCAAAAUUGGAAACAAGAUCUACCGCGCUGCGAAUCGAUCGAAGAUAUUUUGAACGUGUUCGCGCCUGUCAUGCGCCUGGCCGGUUACAAGAUGUACCUUGCUCCCAGGCUCAUGCAAAAGCUUCAAGUCGUCAUUCGAAGCUUAUUGGACCGCCAAGCAGAGUUACCAGACAGUAACAAAUACUGCCUUGCUGUGAUCCGCGAGUUUCUGUUGCCAGCCGCUUCAUUCAGUGGAAGUAACCCAGGUAUCAAGGCAAUGGUCUGGGAACUCUUGGUGUUGCUGUCGUAUCAAGAAAGAUGCCAACUGUACGGUGAAUGGGGCAACGAAUUUUACAAACGAUCGAUCGAAUGCAAGUUACUGAAGGCACGCACAGAACGGGCUGUGAAAAGUGUUAUGCAGCGUGUGUCCAAGAACGAUGUUCGGCAGUGUGGUCGCGAUCUAGGCAAACUCACCAACUCCAAUCCGAUGAUCGUUUUCAAUGUCAUGCUUGACCAAAUCCAGUCCUUUGACAAUAUGGCCCCUUACAUGGCUGAUGCUUGCCGAUACAUGGGUGAUCUUGCUUACGAUGUCUUGGGCUAUUUGAUGACGGAGAAAUGGACGGGCUCUCAAGGAGCAGGCCGCAUGAAGAAGUCCAAGAUGAAGGAAGAUGGCAUGACAACUACGUGGCUGCGCGCACUCUCCGUUUUCACCGGUAUGCUGUACAAGAAACAAGGCAUCGACCCAACUCCUUUGCUUCGUUACAUGAAAUUCCGUUUGCGCCAGGAAGACGCCAUGGAAGAUCUCGUACUCUUUAACGAGUUUGUAACCAAGGUGUGUGGUAUCGAAAUCAUCGGCAGUACAAUGACGGACGACCAGAUCAAUGCGGCAUCCUGUAGUGAAGUUGUCAAAGCGGAAGCAUUUCAAGCAGUAUCUCCUGACAAUCGACGCGCUGGCAAACGUGUUCUCCAGCGCCUUAAUCGAACGCUUCAACAAAACAACAUGGCAUUGGAAUUCAUCGUCUUGCUCCACCGGUUAAAGGAGUCUUGCUUGCAACAGACAGAGCUUUCGACAAUCGCUUUAGGGGCCAAGACCGACCUUAUCCAUCAAACAAUCAACCAGUUUUUCGAACUUUUUGCGACCGUUUUCGAUGCUGAUGAGUACUCGAAUUUGAUGCCUGAUGCAAACACACUUGCAGCUGCUUAUAACUUGCCUGAAUACCUGAUCAUGCAACUGGUCCGACCAAAGACAAGACACCUACUUCAAACUACUGAUUUCGACGACAAUUCCGACGAGCCCCAUCCCGCUUUCCGAUCAUUGAUUGAGCAGAUACCGCAGAUUGUCUCUGGCAGCAACAUUCUCAACACGAUCACCGCAGAAUUCUACGCAGUGUUUUGGCAACUGAACUUGUAUGACAUUGUUGUACCAGAAGCGAACUACGAGGUCUUAAUUAGAAAACAACGAGAUAUAAUCGCUGCUUGCCGUGAUCCUCGCUCCUCACUGUGCAUGAGCAAUCGAGAUGCCGUGGUCAAUAAAAUCGAAAAGCAAGCACAAAAUACUUUGGCUAACCUGCUGGAAGAUUUACCGCGACACAAGGCCCACGUCGAAAAGGUGAUGCGUAUGCUUCAAGCGUCACAAGCACGCUGGUUCCCAACGACCGUUGAUCGCCUGCCCUUGAUAUCUAGUAUCAUCCAGCACUGUCUGUUGCCCCGAAGUAUUGCCUCAGAAGUCGACGCCGUUUUCUGUGCCGAGUUCGUUUUGCUCAUGCACCGUUUGGGCGUCCGCAAUUUCUCCAGCUUGACGAUGCUCGACAAGGUGUUAUCUGAAAACCUACCCACAGCUCUCAUGUCAUUCACCGAAUACGAAACGACUAUCCAUGCUCGAUUCAUCUACCGUAUAUUUGCCAAAAUGUCAGAGUGGCAUCAAGAUGAACAGGUAUAUCUUGCAGGAGCGCAUGGGGACAGUCUUAUUGGCUUCCAAAAGAAGUGGAACGUACAAUCAACAGCUCAGGGCGAAGUGGCUAGCGAGGAUUUGCUAAGUUUCCUUGAAUUCAAGCGUGUUACACACAAGUGGCAUUUGAAAACCAGUCUUGCCAUAGAACAAGCCCUUCUUUCCGGUGAACCGCACCAGAUCCGAAACGCUUUCCUGAUCCUGAAGCAAUUUAUUCCACACUUCCCGAUCAUACGUGAGCACGGCCAAGUGAUUGUCAAGGCGACUGACGAGCUUGCAAAUCGAGACAGAAUGGAUCAUCUGAAGGUCCUCGCUAGAAGUUAUCUGGGCUUAGUGGAGAAGAGCAAAUCUUGUUGGAAGACAAAGAACAAGUUCCUUGGUAUCGAAGAACCUGAACCUGAACCUACACAACGUAGCGUACGUACCGAACGAACAGAACGAACAGAACGAACAGAACGAACAGAACGAGGCGAACGAGGCGAACGAGGCGAACGCACAGAGCGCACGGAGCGUAACGACCGUAACGACCGAGGCCUAAAUAGUGGUGCUAACACUCCUGCCAAGUCAGCAAGCCCACGGCGCGAUGAUAAGCACGAGUUGUCAUCAACACCUAACGAACGCAAGCGUUCCCGCGAAGAACUAGCAUCACCUUCACACCAUAGCAAUAACAACAACGCCUCCUCCAAGCGUGUUCGACACGAAGACGAGGAACGUCCUAAGCGCGAUUCCAGUGAUAGCCGUCAUCGCAGUAGGUCCAAAGAAAAAGCGUUAUUGUCAUCGGCCACUCGCGAAUCAAAUCAACGGGAAGCAGGAAGAGAGUCUGCAGAACGAGGAGGAGGUCUACCAUCGUCUACGAGGGAAUAUGCACGAGACAUACCAAGAGAUACAGGAGGACGCUCUUCAGCUCGAGAAUCACCGCGCGAGUCAGGACGUGUACGGGAUCCAGCUCGUGAAGCCAUCCGUGAGGCUGCUCGAGACACUUCUUCACGCUUAACAACAACAGCAGCAACAGCAACAACAGCAACAACGAAAGAGUCACCAUCAACCCGAGAAGUACGGACAUCAGCAACUGGAGGAACCAGCAAUGGUAGCCAAACACGAAAGCGUGAACGCACUGAUGAAGAUCGCGAACGAGACCGUACUGAUAAGCGUCAUAGGGAGGACAGAGGCUCACGAGAAGGCAGACGAGACGAGCGACACAAUCGUGAACGUGAUCGAGGAGAACGUGCAGAAAGAACAGAAAGAGCUGAACGAAGCGAACGAGACAGAGGCGAACGAGAUCACCGUGAGCGUGAAAGGGAUCGUGAUCGAAACAGAGAGAGACGACAUCACCGUCGACGAUAA